AUGUAUCGGCUCUUUGUGACAGUAAUCACGGUAAUCAACUUUGCGUCAAUCAACGCGGAGUUGCAUAGAAAUUUCACGGACGUGUUUGGCGGUGAACUGAUAUUGGGUGGCAUCGAUUCUUCCCAUUACGAGGGCGAGUUUACGGUGGACUGCAACGAGAUUUCUAAUUUGCCCGAUAUCAAUUUCGUCAUAGGAGGUAAGACGUUUCGACUCACUGGUCAAGAUUAUAUCUUGAAGCUCGGCGCUGAAUUAGGAGGUAAUUGCAUUCCCGGCUUCCAAGCUGUUACUCAGUUGGAUGGUUUAGAUUGGAUUUUGGGCGAGGUAUUUAUUGGUCGAUACUACACCGAGUUUGACAUGGGGAACAACCGAGUGGGAUUCGCUCUUGCAAGAAUUUAA
Molecule: messenger RNA, 396 nt
Organism: Temnothorax curvispinosus
Lineage: Eukaryota; Metazoa; Arthropoda; Insecta; Hymenoptera; Formicidae
Product: lysosomal aspartic protease-like
Exons: 4
Coding region: 1-396 (131 amino acids)
Biological process (GO): proteolysis
Molecular function (GO): aspartic-type endopeptidase activity
Source: RefSeq, a predicted model, not a curated record